GAUCUUGAAUCCGCCGCAGUUUGCAAAUACACACUUCGACUUCAAUCGUCACUCUAAGAAACUGGCAUUGAUGUCAUACUAUUCUGGGGAAGUUUGCUUCAUUAUGCCAACAGAAAUUCCACGGAACUUACUCCUGGGAUGAGAUUAUUCAUCCUCAGGAAACACCAUCGCCAUGCUACCACCGCCUACUUUAAGCUUUACAAUUCCUUCUGUCCACGAUAACUUGAGUCUCGAGUGUCGCAUCUACCACCCAUCAAGUCUAGUACCCACCUCCAUCUCGCAGGCUUUGCCAUGGAGAAAGAAAGCUGCUAUUGUUGCGCACCCUUACGCUCCAUUGGGAGGCAGUUAUGAUGAUGCGGUUGUUGGCUUGGUUGCUUCUACCAUUUUGAAUAAUGGAUUCGUUGUGGGAACUUUCAACUUCCGUGGUGCGGGCUCCUCAAAAGGGCAUACUUCAUGGUCCUCCUUGCCCGAGCAAAAGGAUUAUAUAUCAUUUCUCGGAUUCAUCGUAACCUAUUUGCAUCACCUUUCUGUGCCAUACUCAUCCAGACCCCCGUCGUUUGCACAUUCUGAUCCCCAACUUCACAACCUUGCUCCUGUCCCAUCAGAACGCUUAAUGCAGCCCACGAAUGAUAGUCUUCCAGGUAAAUCUACCUACGCAGGAUCAAGCGUUGACAGCAAUGAUGCACAGCCUCUGUUACUACUUGCUGGUUACUCAUAUGGAUCUCUCAUUACUAUAAAUCUUGAACCGAGCCUCCUUGGCAUGCUAGCCCCUUUUCAGCAACCAGCCUCUGGCAGUCCAUACGCAGACAUAAGAUCUCGAGCACGAUUCUUAGCUACCCAGCAGAAUGAAAUAAUCGAAGCUACAUAUUCAUUGCUUCGAGCUGGAGGUCAUCGGAGAGGCCGUAGUCUUCAAGCAGGAGAAUAUAUGAUAAGUCACAAAACUCGGUUAUCUAGCUCGGGGGUUAGAAUGGGUGGAGAUGAAGAUAUCAAAAGAGCCAGUCAUGAUAUGCAUGGUUCCGGGGCGAGGCGAUCUUUUUCUGUGGAUGCAUCGAUGAAGGUCAGAAAGAGUAUGGACAAGUUCAAAUCUAUUGUUCAACACGGGUCGCCAAGGAGAGGAGAAAGCCAUUCUUCGUCGAUUAAUCCGGGCCAAGAUAGUUUUACGAAUGUGGGAAUUUCAGAAAGGCACUCUCGUGAUAGAGAAGGUGUCAAUAUCAUGGAAAUUCUUGGAAAUGAUUACAAAGUUGCCUACUUACUGGUUUCCCCUUUACCUCCUGAUGCCAUAAUCAACAAUUUGGCCAGUAUUGGGAGCUUCAGGUUGACUUCCCUCCUCGGAAAGCAAAGUCAUAAAAUAGAUAACAACAUCAAGUUCACAAUUGAUCCUACGUUGGUUAUCUAUGGGACUGGUGAUCUUUUUGUUCAAGUUAAAACUGUCGAACGUUGGACUAAAAAACUGUCGAGUUUAUGUAAGACUAGAGGAUCUGCGAACGGAGUAGUUUUUAGGUAUGAAGAGAUAGCUAAUGGAGAGCACUUUUGGAGAAGUCCUAAGGCUGCUAGGCAGCUGAUGGAGAAAAUCAGGUUCUUUCUAUCAGAGAUUCUGGAAUGAACUUCUUGCAUGGCAUGAAUUGUCGCAUGAUCACAUAGAGUAGAGAUGAUCAAUGAUAGUGCUAAUGAAACUAUGAAAGUUCAUGACAAUGAUUAUUUCUAAGUUUCCGCCGAGAUUUCUAUACCCAGAUGUCUAGUGUAGGCUAUGACAUGCACACGUAACUAAAUCGAAGAAGUGAAAAUAUAUCAGGGGA
Molecule: messenger RNA, 1796 nt
Organism: Botrytis cinerea B05.10
Lineage: Eukaryota; Fungi; Ascomycota; Leotiomycetes; Helotiales; Sclerotiniaceae
Exons: 3
Coding region: 173-1603 (476 amino acids)
Source: RefSeq, a predicted model, not a curated record